AAUUGUCUUUAUUCUAUAAUAACCCCCAAACCCUUGCUUCUUCUUCUUCUCCACCGCCGUUAGCUUCAAUGGCGUCAACUGAAUCUUCAAACCCUAACAGAGCAUUAACCGACACUCGUUUCUCCGACCUCAAUCCCCCGCUUUCCGCCGAAGUCCUUGACGCCUUAACUUCUUCUGGAUUUGAGUUCUGCACUCCGGUUCAGGCCGCCACUAUACCCUUGCUGUGCAGCUACAAGGACGUCGCCGUCGACGCCGCCACUGGUUCCGGUAAAACUCUAGCGUUUGUUGUUCCGCUCGUUGAAAUACUCCGCCGCACAACUUCUGUUAAACCUCACCAGGUCUUGGGGAUCAUCAUAUCUCCAACAAGAGAGUUAUCAUCACAAAUAUUCCAUGUUGCACAACCGUUUAUUUCAUCGCUUUCCGAUAUUAAGCCGGUGCUCCUUGUCGGAGGAUCAGAAGUUAAAUCAGACAUGAAGAAAAUAGAAGAUGAAGGAGCUAAUUUGUUAAUAGGUACACCCGGUAGACUACACGACAUAAUGGAUCGCAUGGAUAUCUUGGAUUUCCGUAACCUUGAGAUUUUGAUUUUGGAUGAAGCUGAUAGACUACUGGAUAUGGGGUUCCAGAAGCAGAUUAACUCGAUAAUUUCGUGCUUACCGAAGCUACGUAGAACCGGUCUUUUUUCAGCCACUCAAACUGACGCAGUUGAAGAACUAGCGAAAGCAGGAUUGAGGAACCCCGUUAGGGUUGAAGUUCGUGCAGAGACUAAAUCGUUAGGAUGUUCUUCUUCAUCAGAGCACCCGACCUCCUCAAAAACACCUUCAGGUCUACAUAUUGAGUUUAUCAAAUGUGAAGCGGAUAAGAAGUCGUCACAGCUAGUAGACUUCUUUAUUAAGAAUAAGUCGAAAAAGAUGAUAGUCUACUUCAUGACUUGUGCGUGUGUUGACUAUUGGGGAGUUGUACUUCCACGUCUUGCCGCUUUAAAAGGGUUGCCUUUAAUUUCUCUUCAUGGGAAGAUGAAGCAGUCAGCAAGGGAGAAAGCUUUAGCGUCAUUUACAUCUCUUUCGGGUGGCAUUCUUCUGUGCACUGAUGUUGCAGCACGUGGACUCGACAUUCCAGGCGUCGAUUGCAUAGUGCAGUAUGACCUGCCUCAGGAUCCUAAUGUGUUCAUUCAUAGAGUUGGCCGGACCGCUAGAUUAGGACGACAAGGAAGCGCCAUUGUUUUUCUUUUACCAAAGGAGGAAGCGUAUGUAGAGUUUUUGCGUAUUAAAAGGAUUCCAAUAGAAGAGAGUAUGUGCUCCGAAGAGGCACUUGAUGUGGUUCCUCACUUGCGUGCUGCUGCACAAAAGGAUCGUGAUGUCAUGGAAAAAGGACUAAGAGCGUUUGUCUCCUACAUUCGUGCUUAUAAAGAGCAUUACUGCAAUUUCAUUCUCAGAUGGAAAGAUCUAGAGAUCGGAAAAUUAGGCAUGGGAUAUGGCUUAUUACAGCUACCGUCGAUGUCGGAGGUAAAGCAAAACUCACUUUCGACUGACGGUUUUAUCGCUGUUGAAGAUUUAAAUCUGGCGGAGAUCAAGUUCAAGGAUAAAAACAGGGAAAAACAAAGAAAGAAAAACUUGCAGGUGAAGAAAGAAGUGAAGCAGCAAGAAGCAAAGACUCACAAGGCUAAAGACAAAGCGAAGAACACUGUUACCGUCAUGAAGAAGCGAACGGCCAAGAAAAGACGCGCUAUACAGUCCGCUGAGGAUGAUGAAGAACUUACUAGAGAAUAUCGUCUUCUGAAGAAACUAAAAAAAGGCACUAUUAAUGAAAGCGAAUAUGCAAAGUUAACUGGAACUGAGGAUUUGCUUUGAGACUAUGCUUGACCAGUUGUAUAUUUUUCUGGAGAAGAUGGUUGGUCGGGUUUAAGAAGUACUAGGACCAAUUGCAGUAGCAGGUAGAGAGAUGAUGCCGUUUUGAGGCGGUAACUGUGAAGAAGCUGUCGCUAAGAAGGUCAAGAUAGUAUUUGUUUUUACUAAGCUUUUGUCACUAGUUUUUUGUUUUUUUUUUAUAUUAAUAUUAUGGAUAUGGACUAAGUAGUUAAUGCGGUAAAAUAUCGGAUAUUGGUGAAGGACCGAUAUUUGAGAUAUCGGUUAUCGCGGUGGGAUAUCGGUAAUUUUAAUAUCAUGCUCAAUUUAUAUAUAUAGCAAUUUAACACUAACAAUUGUAACAAGUAAGAACUGACUAAGACUUAAAACACUAAUAGAAAAAUGAACGGUAGAAAUAAGAAGAAUGGUACUGAUAUCGGGAAAAUCGUUGAUUUAUCGAUCAAAUAUCGGUCCCAUAUCGGACAAUAUCGCUGAUAUUAUCGGUACCGAUAUUCUGACCAAUAUUUUGUACCGCUAUCUCGGCAGAGGACCGAUAACCGACAUAUCACUGAUAUAUCGGGAUAUUAACUACAUAGGAUAUGGAUUAAUCUAUGUGAAGAGAUGAGCCAAAUCAGUUCUGUACUGAUGCUGGUUAUACCCUGUUCGGUUUUUGGUUCAAAGUUUGAUCUAAAAA
Molecule: messenger RNA, 2535 nt
Organism: Helianthus annuus (common sunflower)
Lineage: Eukaryota; Viridiplantae; Streptophyta; Magnoliopsida; Asterales; Asteraceae
Product: DEAD-box ATP-dependent RNA helicase 18
Exons: 11
Coding region: 69-1847 (592 amino acids)
Cellular component (GO): nucleolus
Molecular function (GO): nucleic acid binding; ATP binding
Source: RefSeq, a predicted model, not a curated record